CAAAGUUUGACGUGAUCGCCGACAUCAUGAGCCGUGGCAGCAAAGGUUGUAGCAGGAGAGCGGCACAAAGGGCCAGGGUAAGAUACUGGGGCAGGUGUAGAUGCACACGGUCAACAGCAAAUCUGGCAGCGGGCAUGCUACCACCUGGGUUCAAGAAGGAUUCGAGAACCUGGCUGCACAAGAAUCCCAAGCCCAGAUCCGAAGAUGUCGACAAGACUGCGGUGCUGAGACGCUUUCUGGACAACGAGAGGACCCACGAGGACUGCUCGCCUUACUUUCUCGUGGAACAUGCCGGCAAGCAGUUCAAGAAGGACUCGCGGACCUGGCUACACAAGUCCUCUCUUAAGAAGCAACAACAGCAGCUGAAGUCGCGCCGGAAGUGCCCGGGACCUGUCGCCGGGGAUGGCUGUCGCGAGCCGGAAUUUGCCCGCAGCAACACAGACGUGCGGAUUGGUCUCCAGGAUAAGCUUCGCCACAAGGGAUCCACCAUCCACUCAAGCGACUGCGACAUCCUCAGCAACGACCACAGCAUGCGCAACGUGCUGCGCAAGAAGCGGGGCGACACGGCGCUGAUGCACAACAUUCCUACUCGCCGACCUUACCGCACGCUGUCGGAGGAGCGCCUGGGGGAUGAGGUCAACAGCAUCAUGGCCUACAACUGCCUCAACACCUACAGCAACAGUGGAGAGCGCGUAACGGAGUUGGCAGACGAAACCACCCACGCAGUCCCAGGGGAAGACAACUGCAACCAGCAGCAAAGGAUGUACUUUGAAGGCACCCUCCCGCACAACAGGUAUCUCUGUUCCUACCCGUCCAUUGUUACAGACGACAAAUGGAGGGAGACGGUGAGGGUGAAGUCGGAUACCUCGUCGUCGGACAACUCCAAAGGGUCGAUGGAGACCUUGGCCCCCAUCUAUGAUGAUAUCUACAACACGAACGACAAAGGGGAGAGGAUUUCAUCCCCCGGCAUGCCUCACUCCGCAUCCGACAAGCUGUGGGUCUACCCGACCGAUAGCCGAUCGUCUGUGGGUAGCACGUGCGUGGAGAACGCGCAGCUGAAGAUGAUGUCGCUGUGCGCCUCCCCACCGGCAGUUCGUGCUCCGAUGGGCUCCAUAUCUGAAGAGGACCUCAAGAGCAGCGACGUCGACAUGUGAUGCCCACCAUCUGGACUCACAGCGUCGCCAACAACAGCAGAUCCUUCGGCGCAUGCGCAUCAGUCAAAGCUUGACCUUAAUGAACUUCGCAUCGGUCAGCGCUUGACCUUAAUGAACUUCGCAUCGGUCGUGCUGUGAUGUGUUGCAAUGUAAGAAAAUACACUCUGUGUACAGCAAGGCUGGCUCAGUUCAGAAUGUCUUACUCGAGUUACCUUUAAACGAAAAGAUAGAAGAAUCUUUCUUUUUCUUUCUCCACA
Molecule: messenger RNA, 1411 nt
Organism: Pomacea canaliculata
Lineage: Eukaryota; Metazoa; Mollusca; Gastropoda; Architaenioglossa; Ampullariidae
Exons: 4
Coding region: 27-1154 (375 amino acids)
Source: RefSeq, a predicted model, not a curated record